CUACGCUGCGUAAUAAUAAUAACAAGCUGGCUUUGUCGUGUACUACUACUGAUGCUGACACCCAAUCCACACAUAGUUAGUUAUUUUCAAGACCUUCAUUUUCAUCAGCAUGUUCAAGGCCAGUUUCAUCAUGGUCAUAGAACAAUUAAUUUAUCUUUUGUAUGAAGAAACCUCUGACCUCUGGCGCUGACCUCUGACACUGGCCCGGCCAGCCAUCUCUGCCUUCUCUUCUUCCUCGCUUCGUCUCUCCUCUCUCUCUCUGAUCCUCAACGUCCCAUUGCAUUGCACUGUUGUUCACCAUCCUUCGACCAACAUCUUCCUCGAUUCUGUCGUCUUCUUGAUCAUCUCGCUCUCUUCUAUCUCUCCUCUCCUUUCCUCUCUGCUCCCGUUAACCAGACUCUCUCUCCCUCUCCCUCUCCCUCUCCCUCUCUCUCUCUCGCCUUGGCCCCUCUCUAGAAAGUUCAGACCCAAUCCCGACCUCCCCACGCUUGCUCCUCUGUCAACCCCACCUCACUCCUUUUCGCAGCCCAUCCGUCGUACAGUCCCGUCAAAUAAAACACCAUUGACUUCAUUAUUGCUAUUUCUCCCAGCCCAAACUCUAACCUCGUCUUCGAAUCCCCUUCUCAUUCUCUAGUGUUUUGAGUCCUCUUUUCGCUACUCCCUCUUUCUUGCUUUCUCUCUUUUCUACCCAGUUCACUCCCCGGUAGGACCAUUAGAUCUUCAUAUUCUCUACUUGGUGCCUCCUUUUUUUGUGUAGUGUGUCUGUGACCUACUAUCAAUCUUUUCAUUCCGUCCGUCCACGAAGUCCUGUCCGACCCCCCCCGUUUUCGCCCUCGAACUGCUACGCUCCCUUUUCCCACACCACACAGAAUCGAAGUUGACAGCGAAAACGAAUUCGUAGGAACAAGAGAAGGAAAGGAAAAGAGAGGAUCUGAAGGGAAGAGCCAGCAAGCCUGAAACACUCCCCGUUUUUACACCUUUAUCAGCCGAUAAGAAGCCAGUCAACCCCCAAAACAACUAAAACAGCCGUUCACGACGAUGCGAUAGAAUACUCUCUGCGCUUCUCUCCAACCUUCAACCUUCCCCCGGAUACUCCCCCUUUCUUUUCUCCACUUCCCAAGGGAAGAUAUCAAUCAAACCAUGUACUCUUCUCGAUCUACUAUUCCGCUAACGGCCAACUCAAAGCCCGUUUUGCAUGCGAAACCUGGCACUUUCGCUGCUGCUUUCCACUACACUGAAGACGAAACGCCCUCCCAGGACGACUCUCAGUACCACUCCACCAACGACCACUCCUAUCACGAAGACAUGGCAAGACAUCAUGGAAACGAUGGAUAUGUUACGAAUAAUAACAGGGGAGCUGAAGAAGUAUAUAACUCUCCAGGAGAAUCUCAGCCUGCGCUAUACGUUCGUGCUCUCUACAACUAUACCGCGGAUGACCACACGAGUCUCAGCUUCCGCCAAGGUGACAUUAUACAGGUACUUAACCAGCUGGAUACUGGAUGGUGGGAUGGCGUCAUGGGCGAUGUGCGCGGCUGGUUCCCGAGCAACUACUGUGCAGUUGUAACAGACCCUGAUUCGAUAGGAUUGGGUGGUGGCCAUUAUGAACAUGAAGGCGCUGACACCAGCGCUGAAUCCGGCGCUGACGACUACGACGACGACGAUGAUGAUUUGGACUCAGAAGGGAACCCCAAGGAUGAGCCGUCAAUCCUCCCCAUCGAGGGAGCAAGAGGCUCGGAACAUGAAGAAGCCGCCUUCUGGAUUCCACAGGCCACUGCUGACGGGCGGCUAUUCUAUUUCAACACUUUGACUGGUCGAAGCACGGCAGAGCUCCCGUUGGAGUCACCCAUGUCCGCUACAGACACUGGCCCACGCGAUCGGACGAAUAUAUUCGUUCCUGAACAGACCCGACCCCCGCCAGAGCUGAUGGUUGGGGGGAUUGAUCGUGACGAGGAUGAUUAUGAUGGUUCCGGAUCGGAGGCUGAAGGUGAAUCGUUAAUACGCUCGUCACACGACUCCGAGUCACGGCGCCGACGGUCGUUUAUUUCAGACGGUGUUUCCCCUGCCACCUCGCUAGACUCAAUAAAUACAGAGCCCAUAGGGAAACCAUACUCUGAGUCCAAACACUCACGACAGUCACCCCAUACCAGCAGCAACCAGUUGGCUCCCAAUAAUGGUAUGAUCUCUUCUGCCCAAGCUGCUCACUUUGACCGACUCUGCGCUCAAUCUAUCUCAUCCACCAUUCCUCGUCAUUUCCUCGAUGACCGCUUGUCUGCACCUCUUACUUGGAAUAAGCUCGUUGGAAACAUGCGCCAAGCGAUCGAUGCCUACAGGCGUGCGAUUAUGGAGGGCCAUCGUGCACAGUACGUGAAACGUGCUGAGGAUAUUUCGGACCAUCUCAGGAUGCUACUUGCUGCAGGCUCUGACACAACUGAUAAUCACUCCGGAAAUCCUUCCAUAAUCUCCACAAACAAAGCAUUGUAUCCGCAUUUCCGCGAUAUGAUGUCCAAAUUCUCGAAACUCGUCCUUUCGUCCCAUAUCGCUGCAGCCGAUUGGCGAGGGCCUGAUUCGGAUGCCAAAUGCCUGCAGGAAGCCGAAGGCGUCUUGCACGGUGUCUAUGGCUACGUUGAAGUCGCAAAACAACAACGAGGCGACGAUAUUAAUCGUCUGGUUCCUGGAUUUGUACAGGGAAGCGCCUCGGGAGGCCAUUGGCAGAAUAACAAUGUGGGAAUUCGAAACUCUACUUCAUUUUUCGACCACGCGAAUCGAGAGUCAGGACUGGAGCCAGCUAUGGUUCUUGAUUCAAACAUCGUUGAUCGAAUUGAAAGUCUGAAGGAUAUGCUUACUGCAAGCGCCCGAAGAUUGGAAGAGAAGCUAUCUCUGUCCGAGAAGACCAUAACUCCAAGAAUACACCUGGCGAUCGCGGAUGCAGUUUGCGCUGCAGGGUCCAGAGUGGUCGAAUGUUUCCAACCGUGGAUAUCGCUUGUGGAGUCUAUUGAUCUUGCUCCCCUCGAACGGAGCUCCCAGAAUCCACAGCUCGUCGACUUCAGCCUCCAAAAGCAACGUGCAUAUGACGGUGUUGCCGAUUUAGUCCUAAGUUGCCAGGCUGUUUCUGCGCCUUUGGCUGAUGAAUGGGCAGAAUUGAGAGGUGAUACUCUCGAAACUCGACUGGCCAGUGUUAGAGCGGUUUCCCGCCAGCUACAGAAUUACAUGACUCAGAUCGGGUUCUCUCUCACCCUGCUCCUCGAGCAAGCUCCUUCAGAAGCGCCUCCAGCUCGAGACAUUGGUAGUGGUGGCGGCCCGUCAAACGUUCCCUCAGGGUCUAUCGGAGUGCCCUCGUCUUAUCCUCCAGCUGAUAGGCAGCCGGUAAAGAGUCGAGCAAAUAUAGAUAAAGCGCAGCGUUUCUUUGGUGAUACCAUCCCAACUGAACCAGCAGUGCCAUGGUUUUUGAACAUUGACCACGAAUCAGAGGUUUUCUAUGACAACAAGGGAGAUGUACCGACGCUCAAGUGUGGCACUCUGGCCGGGUUGGUGGAACAUCUCACGCGCCACGACAAACUUGACACCUCCUUCAACGCGACUUUCCUACUCACAUACCGCUCCUUCACAACCGCAUCUGAGUUGUUCGAGAUGCUGGUACAUCGUUUCACCCUACAACCACCUUACGGACUGGAUAAAGCAGAUUUACAGACUUGGACUGAACAAAAGCAGGUCCCAAUUCGGAUUCGAGUGGUUAAUAUCAUGAAAAAUUGGUUCGAGAAUUACUGGAUGGAACCCAAUGAUGACGUAAACAUACGUCUCCUACAGCGGGUAUACGCAUUCGUCAAAGAUUCGGUUGGCAAGACAAAGACGCCUGGCUCCCAGCAGCUUUUGAGCUUGAUUGAACAGCGCAUGCGUGGCCAAGACACCUCAGCGAAGAGGCUUGUCCCUACCAUCAGCGGCAACGCACCGCCAUCGAUCCUUCCCAAGAAUAUGAAGAAGCUGAAGUUCCUGGACAUUGAUCCGAUGGAAUUCGCGAGACAGCUUACCAUCAUUGAAUCCCGUCUCUAUGCCAAGAUCAAACCUACAGAAUGCCUUAACAAGACAUGGCAGAAGAAACUUGCACCCGACGAGCCUGAUCCGGCAGCCAACGUAAAAGCGCUGAUUCUUCAUUCGAAUCAAUUGACUAAUUGGGUCGCGGAAAUGAUAUUGCAUCAGCAGGAUGUGAAGCGGAGAGUAGUUGUCAUUAAGCACUUUGUCUUGAUUGCAGAGAGAUGUCGCUCAAUGAACAACUACUCCACAUUAACGUCAAUAAUAUCAGCCCUUGGCACAGCACCUAUCCACCGACUGAGUCGCACGUGGGCCCAAGUUAGUGCCCGCAUAUCGGCAGUACUUGAGAAUAUGCGCAGGCUUAUGGCCAGCACGAAAAAUUUCGGGGAAUAUCGCGAGGCUCUACAUCUUGCGAAUCCUCCUUGUAUUCCCUUCUUUGGCGUUUACUUAACGGAUCUUACGUUUAUCGAAGACGGAAUCCCAUCUCUGACGCAAUCGCAUCUGAUCAACUUCAACAAGCGAGCCAAGACAGCCGAAGUUAUCCGCGACAUCCAGCAGUAUCAAAAUGCGCCAUACCCAUUCCAUCCCGUCCCAGAGCUCCAGGAUUACGUGCUUAGCAAUAUGCAGGCAGCCGGCGACGUGCACGAAAUGUACGAGCGCAGUCUCGAGAUCGAGCCGAGAGAACGCGAAGAUGAAAAAAUAGCGAGAUUGCUUUCGGAAUCGGGCUUCUUGUAGCCUCCAUCUACCUAAACGCUUCCAAGCGCAGGGGCCCUAGGGCGCGGCGCCCCGCCGCCACCCCCGCUCCCAUGGCACCAUCAACUCCCCAGCCCUUGCUUGGCCUACUCGCUUUCUCUUGACUACGACUACCUCUAGACCCGAUGUUGAUGGUGAUGGAUGGUAGGCGGGGCGGGCCGAAAGAAAUCUAGUUGCAUCGCCCGUUUUCAGCCCUCUACUUGGCAGCCCGUGCCGCCACUCACAGUUACUCCAGACGUCCACGCAUCGAGUCGUAGUAGCUGUCAUUUUGCUUCCGCCGUCUAACGCUAAAGCUCUGGUGGCGCUUCCCAUUCAGGUCAACUUCAUCCAACAUACUCUUUACACUGGAUGAGCGAGAGGAUCAGCCACCCCUUUCGUCACGUUGGCUUCGUGCUAGGGAACUCGAAAUGGGAUCCAUCCAUCCAUUCCUCCCUCGCGGGCAUAUUUCAUCUCUCGCCCGCUCUUGGGGGAAAUAGAUGUGCCUGAUGAUGGCGGUCCGUCUUUCUGAUUCCGCUCUAUGUAUCCGUCUGUUUCGAACGAGUUUCCGCAAACCAGUUCACCCAGGCUCGUCGGCGGCCCUUCAAGUGACUUAUAUACUAUACUGAGUAUUCAUUGAGGCUGAGGAGGGCCAUACCAAGAGAUCUUGGGCAUCAAACACCAUCCGGUGCUGUUUGUCAAUAUUGAUAGCAGAAGAGCAACGCACAAAACAAUUAUCACUUCGAUUGAAAUUAAUCAGUGCGAGAAAAUGGAUAGGAGUCUGUGACCACUGGCUCCUACCAGUUAGUGUGAUUCUUCGGGAGAUGGUGUCCUGUCUCGUCUCGAUCGAUGGCGUAUGAGAGGCGGCGGAAUCGGAUGAAAAGAGGACCAUCACGAGCUAUGAUUUUGCUCGGGUCAUGAAACUGUAUGUCCGUGUUCCGUGACAGCCCCACGGGACGGGACGGGAUGGGAUGAGUUGAGGGCGUGAAGUUAACUCAGCGACGGAUGGGUCAGGACUAUCCCCGCCGCCCGUUGUACAUUCUGCAUACCACAUGCAUAUGCAGGUGUUGAGGGACGACAGCUACCUUCUGCUGUCAACGUUAUUAUGGCGUCGUUCCGCAGUUCAUCUCGCACGGGGGAUCCAUACAGUCAUCUUCGAAUCCCCCACUUCUGCCAUUUUUCCCUUUCGCAUCUUGUUAAUGGAUAAUAAUAUCAUAUUCCAUUCCGUGCAGUUUCCUUCUCCUUUUUGCUCGGGGCCUUUUUACCCGCUGGUCGGCAUUAUGCACUACGGAGGGGUAUCUUAUCUCUUAAUGGAAGCUGUUUUUUCGAUUUGUUUUUUGAGCAUAUAUAUUUUUGUUCCUGGAAUUGAUAGAGAGGUCUUUGUCUGUCUGUCUGGUUGUCUGCCUGGUUGUCUGUCAUGCAUGUUUGUAAACUGUUAUAACUCUUGCUCGUGUUUGUUUAAGGGUGGAACGGCUUUUCUUUAUAUCGUUUCUAUUUCUCAUAUAUUUAUCUCAUGUCUUGGUUUGUGCAAUGCUCCGUUUCCUCUCUUUCUUCUUGUUGCUAUGCUCUAUACAAGCCCAGUUUACAUGCUAUGCUAUGCUAUGAUAUGAUAUGACAUGAAAUGAUAUCUCUCUACACAUACAUCCCCUUCAUGUGUUCCUGUUUCCGUUUUCUUGUUUAUUUCAUUCCCUUGAUUGCACUUCAUAGGGUCCAGGGGGGGGGGGGGGGGGUGAUUAAAUGAUUGUAGAGAGAAGACACGGAGUAUGAAAAGGAUUGACAGAGACAAAGAAACCCAGCUCUUUUCCAGUGCAGGGUGCGUUGUUCCUUUUGGCUAGGCAGUUAAGUUACUACUUUCCUUCUAGAAUCACGAACUACUUUCUUACCUGCAUGGGGUGGGGGGAUGACAAGAUGACGACGGAUGACAGUUCGCCAUGUUUCUCUUGACGGCCUUGCUCUGUCAGCCCUACCUACAUACAUACUAUCAAUACAUCUAAAUGUUAUAUACCAACCAUGCCCUAACGGAUAUGGAUGGGCAAAGGUGGGAUGGAAAUCUCGACACGAAAAAGCGGCUGGGAAACGAUAUUAACGAAACGAGGCUGUAGGGGGAGCCUGUGUUCAUAACACACACACGAGCACACACAUAUACGAGAGUAGAGAUGAGGGAUGACAGGCAGACAGGUGAAAUGGAAGUGGGUUUCAUUGAUUCGGAGUGGAUGGAUAUGGGCGGUUUUCUGACUUCGUCUUUUUUUUAAUUUUUUUUUUUUUUAUUAUUUAAUCUCAUCUGAUGUUAAUAAUGAAUAUGUAAUCCCAUCCCUUCCCCUCCCCCUCAUCCCCCCCCAUCCCAUCGCAAUCCUCCUCCUACCCUACAAACACACCCCAGUCUACCUCGCCCAGGAACCUACCCCAGUACAUCAUUUCUUAAAUGCUACCUACCGUCCCUGAACCCUGAACCCUGCACGUAUAACAUCGGAUAUUAUCAUUAGCGGAUCUCCGCUCGUAUCCUAUCCGGCCGAACGGCCUUCUUUUUACUGUUGGGAACCAGGUCCUAGCCACGCUUGGGCUAGCUGGGGAUAGAUGUGUCUAGGGCGCAGUAGCGUCUGAUUUCCCCGGUCGAUCCACCGCCCGCCGGCAUAUGCGUCGCUGCGGUGGACAUCCGGCGUAGUUACCAAGUUACCAUGCCUUGACGGUUUCUUCGUCUUCGUCUGUGAUUUGUUUGGGCGAGGAGCUGCUUUUGGGUGGUGGGAUCGUUUGGCGGCUUACUCCGUAAUAUUGCGGAUGGGAUGGGGAAGAAGGCCUAGAGCUCUGAUCUCGUUAGUGCGGUUCUAUCCCGUGAAAUUAGGUCGUGCAAGGAAGUGUAUGUAUGUACUACUGUAACAUGCAUGUAUUCCCCUGCUGAAGGUCUGAGCCUGUGAUCUAGGAAGGUGGGCAGGUGAGGUGGAUAAAAUGCCAGGAACUAUUAUUGGGCAUCUCAAACUCGCUAUUCAACUAUUUAUACAGAGGAGGAGCUAUAAUUUGCCGCUGCACAUCUGCGCUCUCGCCGUCUUCAAGGAGGUGAUGUUGAGAAUGGGCGUCUGGCAUGUUGACAGGAACCGAGUCCCUGUCGCUGAUUUUAGAAGUCUGGACCUGUGCAAUCAGCUCAAGGUUGGAGGCGAUCCACGAGGUUGUUACCCCGCUUGGGUGAUGAUAUAUCCUCUUGUAAGGCAUGGUUUCCAGCCAUCUCCGCCUCCUCUGUGGAAGGGAAGGGUGUUUCCAACUCAACAUGGGCAAAGCAUCUUCUAUCGGUUGUCGGGCGUUGGGGAUUAGGUGAACGAUGUGGAGUAGCUGAUAUUUAAGCGUACUUGUCGCAAAACUCACUGGUGAAAUAUACCCUGCGAGAGAAAUAGCCGCUGUGUCACAUUUUCCUUCAAGAUUGUCUAGAUGGGUCUGGGUGGAUGGGAGAGGGUGAGCGCGCUGAAUAGCCAUUCAACGCUUCCGCCCUGAGAUGUUGUACUGUAAUAUUGAACUCUAACAUCCCCCCAUGAAGAAAAGAAGCUGCACGCUCUACCUACGUUGUUUGGCCAUUGUGCAAUUCUUGCCACUUGGUAUUUUAGCACCACAGCGCUUCGAUAUCUGCCUCAUCACAUCCGUUCGCAUUCGUCUGCUCAACUUCGUCCAGAGCCCACCGCAUACGUCCCUCCGAUGAAGCAAUGAAGCAGAACACAGCGGCGGGGUAGUGCGUGCUGGGGAGCAUAGCAUAAGUUGAUGAACACUUUCGUUGGUCCUGAGGGUGAGAUCACUGUCCUUCCCAACCUUUGACAUCAGGUAUCGAAAACGGCUGGGUCGAAAGCGUUCACAGCCAGUUUCACCGACCAUACGCUCGCGCCGGGAAUAGCUAUAUCUGAGAUGUAUGAUGCGUGCUGCCAGGAAUCCGGGGUGCAAGAGAUUGUGAAAAAGGAAAUUAUGUGUGUAUCGAAAAAAAAGAUUCGUGAUAAUUAUUAUUUAAGAUAGGGUAGAAGCCG
This is a messenger RNA of Blastomyces dermatitidis ER-3, 8753 nucleotides long. RefSeq names its product cell division control protein Cdc25. The coding region runs from base 1141 to 4761 and encodes 1206 amino acids. Gene Ontology annotation, cellular component: plasma membrane. Lineage: Eukaryota; Fungi; Ascomycota; Eurotiomycetes; Onygenales; Ajellomycetaceae. The record is from RefSeq and is a predicted model, not a curated record. Gene Ontology annotation, molecular function: guanyl-nucleotide exchange factor activity; protein binding. The transcript is spliced from 6 exons. Gene Ontology annotation, biological process: Ras protein signal transduction; positive regulation of GTPase activity.